AUGGACACCACACAGCAGGACACCAAACAGGACCCGGAAAAGAUCCAUACCAUUCCUAGCCGUGACAGCGAGGAAAUCGUCAAGGACCCCGCGGAGCAACAAGAAGUCUUCAAGAUCACCGAGGAUGGCGUCGACUUUCGAACCGUCACCUGGCCACGCGCAGCCAUUCUCUUCCUGAAGAUCCUCUUCGCCACCGGCGUCCUGAGCAUCCCGGCAGCCAUGUACGAGAUCGGCGCCGUCGGUGGUGCUCUGGUCCUGCUCGGUUUCGGCAUGCUGAACUGCUACGUCGGCAAGAUCCAGGGCGAUUUCAGAAACAAGCACCCGAGUUGCCACUCCGUCGCCGACAUGGUGGGAGUCAUGGCCGGCCCUAUCGUGAAGGAGCUCAUCGGCGGGCUCUACAUCAUCGCAUGGGUCCUGUGUGCCGGCGCCGGCAUCAACGGCACGAGCGUCGCGUUCAACGCCCUCUCCGACCACGGUGCCUGCACCGUCUGGUUCUCCUUCGUUUCCAUGAUCAUCGUCGCCAUGUCGGCCUCGAUCCGCACCUUUCAAAAUCUGGGCUGGGUCGGCUGGGCGGGCUUCAUUUCCAUCUAUGUAGCCGUCUUCAUCCUGGUCGUUGCCGUCACCCAGGUCGACCGUCCAGCUGCAGCCCCCAAAACUGGGGUGUACGACCUCGGAUACCACGCCAUCAGCUCCACUUCGUUUCACGGCGGCAUGGUCGCCACGACCACCAUCUUCGUCUCCUCGGCCGGCACGUCAGCCUUCAUCCCCGUCAUCGCGGAGAUGCGCCGCCCGCAAGACUUCAACAAGGCCCUCUACGUGUGCAUGGCCUUUGUGUCUGCAUCUUACAUCACGUUCGCCUCGGUCAUCUAUGCCUGGUGCGGCCACUGGAUCACGGCACCGGCGCUGGGCUCCGCGGGCCCGACGAUCAAGAAAGUCUGCUACGGCAUCGGCCUCAUCGGGCUGAUCGUGUCGGGCGCCUUCUACAACCACGUGGCGGCGAAAUACCUGUUUGUGCGUCUCCUGCGCCGAUCCAAGCACCUGCAGUCCAACUCGCUCGUGCACUGGGGCACCUGGCUGGGCUGCACGUUCGGGCUCGCGGCCAUCGCCUUCAUCCUGGCCCAGGCCAUCCCCGUGUUCAACUACCUCGUCGCCAUCACGGGGAGCUUCUGCUUCGCGCCCCUCGCGCUCAUGGUCCCCGCCUGGAUCUGGAUGUACGACCACCCACACUACCGCAGCGGCUCCGUCGUGCAAAAGGCCAUUUACGCCGCCCACAUCCUGCUGAUGCUGCUGGGCGCCUUCAUCUGUGUCGGCGGCACCUACGGCAGCAUACAGAGUAUCCUCGACGCGUAUAGGAACGGUACCGUCGGCGGUGCAUUCUCGUGCCGGGAUAAUUCGGGGACUGUGCUGGGCGGUGGGCACUAA
This is a messenger RNA of Fonsecaea nubica, 1422 nucleotides long. RefSeq lists its product as hypothetical. Gene Ontology annotation, cellular component: vacuolar membrane. Gene Ontology annotation, molecular function: amino acid transmembrane transporter activity. The transcript has 3 exons. Bases 1 to 1422 code for a protein of 473 amino acids. Gene Ontology annotation, biological process: amino acid transmembrane transport. The record is from RefSeq and is a predicted model, not a curated record. NCBI's taxonomy places the organism in Eukaryota, Fungi, Ascomycota, Eurotiomycetes, Chaetothyriales, Herpotrichiellaceae.